AUGAAAGGGAGAAGUACUAGUGGUGAUUACAGAGUAAGUGUUACAGUACUGGCAAAUGUUUUUACCUUUUAAUGAUAUUUUCAACAGUUACCUGACCAUGGUUUAUUGUUGUUUCCUUAUUUUAGGAUAGCAAAGUCAGUGAUAGUAGUACUUCUUUUGUCUCUAGCAAAACACGCAAAGCUGAGACCAUCACAAGCAAAAUUGAGGGAACAAAACUGCCAUUACAAAAUAACAAGAGCAUAACUGAGCUAAAUGGCUUUACUAAGGUCUUAGGGCAUAGUGAGAGUUUCAAGAAAACCUCACAGGUACUGAAAGAAAAGAAGGAACUCCCUGCUGAGAAGAUAUUUAAAACUCCUCCUGGAAGAAGAAACAACUUAGUACACAGCACAGGAUGCAAUUUGUCAGUCACUGAAAAUAAUGCGAUAAUAAUUGCAGACGAUGAUGAACUCAUCCCUCCUACACCUUCGCCAGCGGCACAGCACAGCUUUAUAAGCUGUCAAGUUCAAAAGGGAGGCUUGUCAAGAAAUAUUCAACACCCACAGAACUCUCCAGAUUUGUUCGAGGACAAAGCAGUUGUCACCAAUAAGUCAAAAAAGUUAGGAACAAGUACAAAGUCAAGUAAGGUGUCACAUGGUGAAAAGACCAAGAAUGAAGUCAAUGAUCUCUUAUCUACUGGAAAAGCUGAAUCAAAUAAUUGUUAUGUUAGAAAGGAGGAAUUAGAAAAAAGUGGCAUUACUUUAUCAAAAAAUACCUUUAAUUCUGCUAAGGCAUGCAGCAACAAUGAUACACAUUUGGGAACUGAUAUUUCAUCAAUGCAAACCACAAGCAGAAAAAUGUAUAAGCUGUCGAGAAAAGGAAGGGCAGCAAAGGUAGUUUCAACCCCAGUAAAGAAACAUGAUGUCUACAGUGGAUCGGGCAUAAAAUCUCCUCAAUUUAAUGAACCACUGCAAAAAGGAUCAGAGUCGUCCCAUGACAAGAUAUCAACUCCUGUUAUUGCUCCUUCGAAAUGUGUUGUUCUGAAAUCAAGAAUGAAAAGAGCAGCAACAAAAGGAAGCUCCCCAUUACAGAAACGAAUGCAGACAGAACUGUCCCCAACUGUUAAGGUAUUGUAAAUUUUUAAAAAAAUAUCACUCAACAAUAAUAAUUAUUAUUGGCAUGUGCCAUAAUCAUCAUCAUCAUCAUUAGAAUUAGUAUAUAAGUACCGCUUCGCAAUUAAGUUGCCGCUCUUUUGCAAGAUGACUCUUAUAUUAAAAGUUGCAAUAGUUCAGUUGUUUCACAAGAGAGUUAGAAACAGACUGUAAGUUUGUAUACAUGUAUGCUUUUGUUCUUUGUAGAAAUGUCUGAUGUUGAGAACAAAAUUACUCCCAAAUUUUCACUUUGUUACAGAUUUGUUAUGUUUAUUCAGGUUGUUAUAACCAUCCCUUAAGUCAGUAACUGAAUUUCAGGGGCCAUAGAUCAGCGAUCAAUCACUUCAGGACUAAGAUUGAUAACUGAGAAUACAUGUGUGCCCAGCAAAAAAGGAGCUUUAGACAACCUGUUAAUUCUCAUUUAUACUACAUUGUAUUUUGUCUGUUGAAGCAUCAAAAUGUACCAUCAGCUAAAGCCUCAUUUCCUUGCAGAAUGCUGUAAAACAUAAUCUUUGGGAGAAAUUGGAUGAGUGUACAGAGGGUAACAAUUCUGAGGAACAAGUGGUAAAUGUAGCUCCGAAUUCUGAACAGUACAUCACUACAAAUAACCAUACAGAGGAUAAGAACAUGAUAGAAGAAUACAUGAUGGACACUUCCUUGGCAGAUAGUCCACUGAAUGAAAAAUUGUUGGAAUCCCUACAAUCAAUUGACAUUGAAAAGUGGAACCACAAAGAAAUGAUUGUUGAUAACAAUCAAAAUGACAUUGGGGAAUGUGGGGCAACUGCAACUGAAAAAAGGAACGAGCAAGUUAAAUCGCCAGACGAAAAAGAGAACCAUCAGAAUUUUGGAAUAAAUGCUAGUACCAAUUCUGGUGUGGAAUUGAAAAGCUAUGUAUCACAGCAGACACCUUCAAAAGUGAUGAACACAUCGGUGGACAGUCUUGUUGAUGCAGCAGAAUUGGAAAGCUUGUUGGAUGGAGUAGAGUGGUCACCAAUGAUCAGCAUUCCUGAUAAUCAACAUAGUUCAAGGUACUAAUAAAGGCAAAAUUAAAUUGAUACGGAAGUAGUGUAUCUGAUCGUAAUGCUGCUUUUCACUAGCAAAAGAGUCAGAGUCGAAAUCGUAAUCAGAAGUGUAGAGCAUUUUGACCUUGGCUAGCGAAAACUACAGUGUUUUGAUCCCUCUAACGACUCUGUUGCUUAAAAGCAGAAGUGGAAGGACUAAACCAGUCAGAAAUCAUCUAAACAAGCUUUGUGAUUAGUUUAAAGUUCAUUUUCUUCUUCCAACUCCAACAAUCUGGUUUUCACUACAUCAAUGAACAUGGAGCUGUAAGCAGAGUAGUUAAAAAGAGAAACAACCUGAUACUUCGGACUCUGAUUAUGUCAGGCUUGUGACUCUGGACAGUUAUGAUAGUUAAUAAUUUUCACUAGGUCGUGAGUGUUGUUACAGAGCAGGACACCCUCUUACAGUCCCAACUCCAACUGCUAAACUAUUGAAAACCAACCUUUAAUCUCUUUUACCAUUCUACAGCAGAAACAGUUCAUGCAAGGCAUUAUUCUCCCCUUCCAAAAAGUUUGAACGAGCUGCUUCAAUAUCUAGCGAUCUUCAAAACAAAUGUUCUCUCACUGGAAGUAGGAGAAGUAGAAGCUACAGUCGCUUUUUGGUUCUGGAGGUCUCCCGCAGAGAGGUGCUAGAUGACGAAGCGAUGACUAAGUAUGGGAGAAAAUUGUCAGAGAAGGUGCUUCGGCUUUUUGAUGAGACAAUAAGUCAAGAAAGGUUUUGCAGUCUGAGGGAAGACUGGGAGCCAAGUGAAGUUGAGCCUGGUGAUGUUGUGCAUUUAACAGGUAUUCAUGAUUUUCUUGGAUUGCUAGUGUCACUUUGAGGAAAUUCUGGUCUAUACAGUGUAGUUUGAUGACUUCUCCAUAUUGUUUGUAAUUACAGGAACAUUUGACCCAAAGACAGGAAUGUGCAUCCUUGACAAUUCAGCAGACCACUACCUCGUAGUUCAUCCGGAUACUUUAGUCUCUGGAACUACUGUUGCUAUGGCAACUAAGUGUCUGCGUCAAAGCAUUUUCAAUGAGCGAUUUCGCACAGAAGACCAGAAUGAGGCAAUGUUGAUUGGAACAUUGCUUCAUGAUCUGUUUGAUCUAGCCAUGGAAUGUCAAGGUAAGCAUUCCAGUAACACCACUUGCUGAAUGAGGACAGGCAGAAGCCUAUAACCUGCAGUGAGCAAAUUCCUUGUACUUGUGUCAUGGCAUUUUCACAGACCAUUUUAUUUCUUCAACGAUUUUGGUGUGAAUUUAGAAUAUAAUUAUAUUUUAAUUCUCACUAGAUUUUUUUUUCCUGGGAGAGGGUGUCUGUACCAGUCCACAAAGCCUACAGACCUGAAAAUGAUAUUUUUGACUUUUCAUUCUGUUUAGUUUUACUUUUUCAUCUCUUAUGCUUCAGGGGGAAAAGUGCUCUAAAAUGUAUCUAAAAAUAAACUGGUCUGCGAUGAUGCCAUGACAUAGGCCAAGUAUGGGAUUUGCUCGCUUCAAGUUAUUGGCUCUUGGGACAGGUAAAGAGUCGAGUGGGGAGAAUACUCCUCCAAGGGUAUUUUAUGGUUGUUCCCAGUGGCUGAAGAAUAAAAACCAUGAAAAGUGUCCAUUAAGAAUGUUACAUAGCCUGUGGUACUGCACAGCACCUCUUUAACUAUCCACCACUUGCAUGUGUAAGUAAAUACAUCUCUGAUUCCUCUGUAAGUAUUAUAUAGACUUGCCCACUAGAAUCUGCCAGAGAGCUUAAGGUGGUUGUUAUCAACACAGAUUUUAGCAUCCUCAGAGACUCCCUAAAAGAUUUGUCACAAAUAAAAUUUAAACGAAAAUAGGAGAAGAAAAGGCUGGAAAAAUAUUGAGCUGCUUCCCAAUGCUUUCUAAGAUUACAACAAAUUGUUUGCACCAAAAGAGACUAUUUUGAAGUUGUCAGAUUUUAACUACAGCUUGCUACUGCCACUUUAAGUUUGACAUGAAUUUGGCUUCAAACACAGUUUUGUACAGUUAAUUAUUACAAAUAUAAAAUUUGCAAGGGCUGUGCUCCAGCAGUGCAACCCAAUAAUCCAGACUGGGCAUCUACUUUAAUCUUGGACUACUAAGAGAAAAAAAUCAUCUGCUGUGCACCCUCGAUUUCAAAGGUUCAGAGCACUGGGCAACCUUCAACAAUUUUUUUUCUCAGUGCACAGCCUUAGUUUCACUUCUGGGUUUUCUCCAAGGGAAGUGUUGAUCAUAAUAUUACGCUUCAUUUAUAGAAUUUACACCUGACGCUCUUUUGACGAAAGCCUGUGAGCUUCUCCAGAAACUCACCUACUUAGAUGAUCUUUACAGCUUGGGUCAGACAGAAAACUGGGCAUUGGAGAAAUUUAAGGAGCAUAUUCCGCUGCUAUGUGACUGGGCCAAGAGAUUUGUGGCUCCUUUUCCCCACCCUGAUUUUGGGACCAUGGACUUUAAGACUUCUGAUAAUCCACAUGAUUCUGAGCAACCCAGUGUGUGUGUAUCAGCGCUAAAGGACAUUGAAGAGAACAUCUGGUCACCCAGAUUUGGAUUAAAGGGUAUGCAAAUUGCCCAUUUCCCUGUUGUGUGGAAAAAACAGCCACUCACAAAGCUGGAUGUCCAUAGUAUCCCCCUGGUUGUCUAGAAAUUGAAGUAACCUAAAAAGUUAAGUUGACAAUAAUGGGGUUUUGCUAAAAGCAGACCCACGGCCCAAGACCGGUGGCGGCCCGGUGAAAACCGACAAUUGCCUAGGGAAUCAAACGUUUUGAACUGGGCAACAUGCAACAAACAGACACAAGGAUUUGAACGGAUUAAAAUGAUUAACAUGGUAAACGAAUUCAAACUCAUCGUUGUCUAUUUUUCACGCCCGUACUCGUUGCAUAUCUGUGGAUGCGCCACUUCUAAAGAAGUCAAAUGAUUUUGAAAGUUUUUAAUUUUGGACGUUGGUAUUAAAAAAUUCAUUGUGAUGUACGAGAGGGGUAGAUCAUAUUUAUGACUGCUUAAAUGAUAUUUAUACUUCUGUACGGUAUUGCUUUAGGCAAGGUUGAUGCCACAGUUGAGGUGAAAAUUGACAGAAGAGCUAAAAUCAAACGACACAGGCCUGAUACAGGAAAUCAAGUGCAGACCAAAGUGAUACCAUUGGAGCUGAAAACAGGAAAAAUGUUUACUAAACUUGGUGAGUUUCAACACUAAAGUGUUUUGCAAUCGUUUUCAGUGACGUUCACAUAAAUACUUUUCCCUCCUUCACCACCACAUUUCGAUAGUUUUCCCUCCACCUCCAACACCUGAAACCUACCAAACCGGUUAAACGACCAAAAGAUCGCACACAAGCUUAUCUUAAUGAGAUUCCCUCACAUUAUGUUCAUGAGAUAAAGACAAACGGCGAUGACCUCAUUGGCGUUAAUGUCUUCCUGUGGAAAUUAAUGAGAUUCCUGCGCAAAAAAGGGGUUAAUUCGGUGCGCACUAUACUACUAAAUUCAGACUUCUGCUACUCGGUUGUCCGCUUUUGUUAAUCUUUCCUAUUAUUACAGACCGAAUUGGUCCCGACUCAGUGUCAUUAUAGGGAAUUUGAUAUGAAAACUCGUACUCGUACCAAUUCUAACGGUCCCUGUUACUUCUACAAGCCGAAGAUUUUGGCUGAAAAUUACUUAUAGACUUUUUCCGCACUUUAAUUCAGUGAACAAACAUUAAAAAGGAGGCUCUCAAUGGGGUGGAGGCUUUUCACGAAAAUUUUUUGCUUUUCUACGGUUAACGGUCAAUUUCUCUCCGUUGAGUUUAACAGAUAUUUGAAGAAUCAAUUGUUUUGAAAAAGUCAGUAGUUUACGGUAUUCAACUCUUUCAUUAUGAUACUAAAGUGUGUUAUUGUUUGUUGUUGUAGGUUCAGUUGAGCAUAGAGCGCAAGUUAUUCUCUACACUCUCCUCAUGUCUGAUCGUUACUCUCACUCCGUUGAUGCUGGCUUGCUGUAUUACAUGAAAACAGCUCACAUGCUCGGCGUGCCUGGCUUUCUGUAUGAAAAGAGGGCUCUUGUGAUGAAAAGGAACGAGGUAGCACGUUACUUGACACUCAACAGGGCUGGGACAACAGGCACAAUGCCAGGUGAAUUAUUUCUAUAUUUCGUAUUUUUCACAACGUAGAAUAAGCACCACGCUUAAUCAAAAUUCCGUCAAAAGUAGGGCUUCUAAUCAAAGGGGACGCUGUGAAGUAUUUCCUUCAACAAACUGUCUUUGUACUCUUUUGGGGGCUAAAUCAGAAGUCUACAAGGUGGUGAAACCAGCGAUAAACCGUGAACCGCCUCAUUUGGAUCCAAUAUCCUUACAAUCUUUGUGAAUUUGUACGUUGAAACGUGUGCAAAAGUUGUGACGGGGGGAAAAAAUCUUUCCGACGGGGUUUGGCUGGCAAAUUAGAAUGAAAAUAAUGAAUAACUUGCCCCGCUUCUCAUUUUCACUUCCUUUUUAGACAUUUUUACGCGCCUUGGUAUUUUUGUAAAAUCUUUCCUGGGAUAGUGAAACCUUUCUAAAUGGUAAAAGUGGGGGCGUAUAGGGAAUAGAACAUGUAGAAAAGAAACUAAAUAAAUUGCAGAGCUUAAACAGCUUUUCGUGCCGAAGAAUGACUGUACUGUCUAGGAGCAAUCUGAGUAUUAGCAAGACUUAUGCCCUUUUAUUAUUAUUUUGCUCUGAGCCCAAGCUUUUAAUUAUUUAUUUUAAAUCAUUCUGUACGUAGCUAAAACAAAGAACAACUCAAGAGAUAAUUUAACUUUACAUUCCCAGCUAUGUUAAAAGAUGUCAAUACAUGCCGACGUUGUUCUCAAGCUCAAAACUGCACAGUGUUCCACAAAGCUGUUGAACGGGGAGAUGGCGUGACCAGUGGACUGGGAUCAUUUUUUAACGAGAUGACAGACCACAUGACUAGGACCUACGUAAACUAUUUUACAGACUGGUUUAAACUGGUUUGUCUGGAAGGCAAAGAGAUGGAAGAAAAGAGGACUCAACGGGAAAUUUGGUGUCUAGAUGGAUGGGAGAGGGAGAAGUUAGGCCGCUGUUUCAGUAGCAUGGUACUCAGAACGUGUGAUCACGACCCGAUGUCAAGCAGUAGUCGCUAUUGUAAACAUGUAUUUGAACGGGCCUUGGAUCAUCCCAGUUCGAUACCUUUGCAGGAUGUACCUAUCAGCGUCGGAGACAGAGUGAUUCUGAGUGAAGAGCAUAGUGGGGCCGUAGCUCUUGCUGCAGGUACUUAGAGUUUGUGUCCCAUUGGCCAGUCUGAAAUUAAGCGCGAGUCUGGGUCGGAGUUAUGUUGCAUUGCAUCAUGUUUUAAGGACGCUGUCGCUACUUUCAUUAGGAAGCUUUAGCAUCGACUGCGGCGACGGCAGCGAAAACGUCAUGAAUUUGCCUCUUUUCAAACUUUGUCGUGUUUAUUCCAACUCGUUAAAAAUGCCAAAUGUAGUUGAAUUUCCCUGGAGUUGAAUUAUUAGAGACCGCAGAAAAGUUUAGAAAGAGGAAGAUAAGUUCGUCGUCGUUUGUUUACGUCCUCCAUUAAACGUCGCAUGAAGGAGCCGGCGGGAGCGAUGAAGAAUUGUACCAAAAAGUGUGCCGCACGUGCUCAAUUGUUGUUUUUCUUAUCAAACUUCUUGCUUUUUUGACGUUCUCGUUGUCGUCGGCGUGCUCGUUGCUAAAGCUCCCUAUUAGCUGUUACGAAGUUACGCGGGGAACUAGGUCAAAAUUCCUCCCCCAAACGAUCCCGUGAUGCAAUUUGAUGCUGCACUGACCCAGUAUGACUCCAGGGCCUCACUAGGGACAAAGUUGCAAAUUUUUCACGACUUAAUUGUCUCGCAAUUCCCAGAAGAAACACGAGCACAAAGAAAACCAAGCCAAAUGUAGAAAAUAACCAGAAAGUCUGGGAGUCAUGUUAGAAUUUCAAAUAUAUCGAACGUGGGCUAUUCAAAAUAAUCAAGAGGGUUGCCCAGAAAUAUUUAAUAUAUUUGGUCAUUAUUAUUAAUAUUUUGAUUCUUCAGAAUCAUUUUUGAUUUUAUUUGCUUCUGCCCUACAGGUUACGUCCAUGAAGUUAAAAAGGAGGAAGUUGUUGUAUUAUUGGACAGAGAUUUAAUGAAAAGGUAAACCUCAUAACAUAGCACCCCUACUUACCAAUUGAAGAGAUUCGUUAAAUCGAGGUUCCACUGUAGCUGAAGCUCGAAACUUCUAGAGUAUUUCAGCUUCUCUCGACUCGCUGAUUCAGGAGCGAGGUACGUCGCUUUUCGUGAGAAAACGCGACGCUCGAGAUGAAAAUGCUAUGUUCAUACGCGCUCGCGUGGCUUGCCUUCUACAAUGAAAGUGACGCAAUGCUUAUUACGUCAACUUUCAUGAAACAGGACCCGUGCAGCUACCAUAGGACGCUCUAAAAGUCACCUCGCAUUGUUUUCAUUUAAAACAAGGUAUGAUAACCAAACUGAAGAAACAAGCUCGAGAAUCUAUCGCCUGGACAAAGAUGACGAGUACAGUACGCUAUCCAGCCUGUGGUCCAACAUGGCGAGGCUUUUUAAAGGUGAAUCAGAACGAGACGCGCAACUGCGACGACAAAUCAUUGACCUGGAACCGCCUGUGUUUUCAAGGAAAAGAAGAAAUGACACCGUGGCCAUGUCAAGUCAGACAUCACAAAUCACGGACUACUUCUCGCAACAGUCACCGUAAGUUUCAUUUUGUCCUGGUAAAUAAAGGAUUAAUUCGCAACAAUGAUAACCCAAGUCCUUUUGUAAGCGUGAUUUCAAGAGUUUGGAGGAGAUCUGCUGAAAACGUUCUCUUGCUUUGGGUACGCGCGCUAAUUUCUUUCUGUUCCGUUCAAACUAAAAUAAGAAAUUUAAAGGAUAAGAAACUGUAGCUACUUUUUACUGCGCACAUGAGAGUGAGGAAGUAAAUGCAAUCGUGGGCUAGAAUUUUCGUCUUGAAUUAAUGCGAAUAUGCCCUUGAAGUACUGGGUCCAGCAUUCGCCUAUUAAUUAAUGCUUGCAGCUUCCUGGUCCGUUUUCCUAUGACUGAUGACAUUAGGAUUUGCACUUUCAGGUGUUGAUUUGAUUAUUAAGAAUAUCCAGAGGGGAUAUUCUAUCUUGGAAUAUGCUCCAGUCACCCUUAGUCUUCUCCUAACCAAGAGAUCAACGCUUCUAUUUCCUUUCAAGUGUAGACACUAUUUAUAGCUAAGAUUUUAUCUUGUUUCUAGUUCUCAAAGCAACAGAAGCCAGAAAGUCCACACUGAUCCCGCUACAGAGGCCAUUCUUCAGGAACUGAACACAGAUCAGCGUAAGGCAGUGUCCAAAGCAUUGUGUGCUCAUCAUUAUGCUCUGGUUCUUGGUAUGCCCGGUACGGGCAAAACCACAACAAUCUCCUGUCUGGUCCGCGUGUUGGUAGCCUGUGGUAAAUCUGUUCUGCUAACCAGUUACACUCAUACUGCUGUAGACAAUAUCCUGCUUAAGCUAAAAGAGGUUUGUGUCUUCAGUGCUGUUGGCUUAUCAAAGAACAAGUUUUUCUUUUGAACAGUCUGUUUUUAGUCCGCAUUUUUUCUACGCACCGGUGAGUACGAGAGUUCUCUCAAGCUACGGUAAAACAAACGUGCCAAUUGUUUUGCAACGUUGCUACAAAACGAGCUGAAUAUAGAUGUUGCCCGUUUUACCAACCAAGGUCAAACCUGUCUUACAACAAACUGAGGUUGUUACUAGUUGCGUGAACACUGUCGUUUGACUGGAUGAAAUUAUGCGGAAGUCACGCCAUGCGGGGGAGUUACGGCACUUGCUGUAAAAACAAGUUUGCCUUGGGCCGGUGAAACGCGCAACAUGUACAGAGUUUGAUGCAAAAAAGAGUGCUCUCUACUUUCUGCAGCAACCUGAUUUGUUGCAAGCAGCCACGUUGAUUCGUGGGUGGUAAAACCCACAACGUCGCUAUUCAAGUCGUUCAGUUUUGCAGCAAUGUUGCAAAACAAGUUGCCCAAGUUUGUUGUCCGCUUUACCGCACCUUUAGGUUGUGGAGCACGAAUGUGUUAGGUUCCAGUGACCCGAGGGGCUUUUAAGAGUGCAUCCUGCUUGUUCAAUGAGAAUAUUUGUUAAAUAGGGGGCGAUAAUACGUUAAAGCACGAAAAGAAAACCCCUUAAGGUAACGUUAAGAACCGUGAUUAUGUUAUUGAGACGUUGGGCUGGUUAGUCUUAAACGCGGGUGGUGGAAGAAAAAUAAAAAAAUCUCUAACCCCUUCUUUUCGGCAGGCAAAAGUGGAUUUUCUCCGGCUUGGUCAAGUGCACAAAAUUUUACCUGAAAUACAGUCAUACAGUGCUCAGCGAGCGGCAGCUGGUAUCAAGACGGUCAAUGAACUCAAGCAAUUCUACGAAUCUAAGGUAACAAAUAUGUUCACAAAGGUUAGCAUUUGAUCCGCUUGGACAACUUAUGACGUUUACACAUAAUAGUAUUCCUUAUCGCUUCCACACUACGUAUCUACAAUACAGGGGAAGCCGAAGCGAUAAGAAUAUUACGUCGUGUAAACUUCAUACGGUGUCUAAAAGGGCUUAAACCGAUGGUAACCGCUACAAAAUAAUUAAAAGUCAGAUAGCGGGCUUUGGGAAAGAACCCUCAAAGGUGGUUGUACUUAUCAGAAAUGGAGGUCUGCAAUAACAAAGUCGAAAUUAAUGUAGUUGAAUAGAGAGGAAAAGUGUGACGUCACGUUACCAUGGUAGCAAAAUUUCUGGGCCCGGCUGUUUGAAGGCCGAUUAGCGCUUAACCCAGGGUUAAAUUUAACCCGGGUUUCUAUUUCUUUUGUUCAAAAGCAUUUUCUCGGAUAAUUUUCUCUUUUAUUUUUAAGAGCAUCCAAUUAUCAACUUGUUGACAAAAAGAAUCAAACUGAAAUUGCUUUCUAAGCUUUCAUUUCUGAAUUCAAAUUUUGGACUAACCCUGGGUUAUCUUAACGCAGCUUUGAACAACUCGGCCCUGGAUGACAACAAUAGGGAGUUUAUGCAACGGCGACGGCGAGCAGCAAAAAAAAAGUAGGUUUAGAUUGGCAAAAAAACAUCUUUCCACGUGUAUCACGUUUUUUUGCACAUUUCUUAGCCGUUGUUGCACGACCGCGACAUCAAACUUCCUAAUUUCACGCGCCCGCUUUAUGGAGUAAGUGAGCACAACACAAAAAUUUUGUUUAUCUUUUUCUAAACUUACAUACGGUCCUUUCGGAUUUAACCCAGAAAAUUUCGCCAACAUGUGACAAAUUAAAUGAAAUUAUAUAAGAUCGAUGAAGUUUGAAACAGUACGAAUCCACUUUUCAAGUGACGUUUUGGUUUGUUGUCAUCUAAAAAUUUUGCUACCAUGGCAACGUGACGUAACGACUUCUCCUCUCUAUUCUGAAAAGUUUUAAGCGUCGAAGAAACAAUGUACAGUCAAACGCCGUUAAUACAGACACUGAGGGGGGCACAGAAAGUGUUCUUAUCAACGGUGUGUCCGUAUUAGGCGGGUUGAAUUUAGAGAAAGUGAGGGCUUUCUUUCCACAGAGACAAAGCAAACUGUCUGUAAUAAUGAGGUGUCCGUAUUAAGCGGGUGUCUGUAACGCGGGGUUUGACUCUAAAUAGAAAUUUAAGGAUAAAAUUGAAUACAAACGUACUAGAUAUGGAAAUUCAAGAACAAUUAUUUUAUGGAGAAAAUGCAGAUCUAAAUUUUAAUCACUUUGCAAAGCACAUUUCUAGCCUACUGCACUUACUCCGUCAAUAAUUCGUGAAAUAUGAGGAUGUUUUCUCUUUAUUAUUUGAGUCCCUUUUUCCUUAGUCUGUAGUUGCGACCACGUGUUUGGGUGUGAACCACGCCCUGUUUUCCCAGCGUUCGUUUGAUUACUGCAUAGUGGACGAAGCUUCGCAGAUAACGCAGCCUGUAUGUAUUGGGCCUCUCAGACGAGCUCGUGUCUUCAUUUUAGUAGGAGAUCAUUAUCAGUUACCGCCAUUGGUACAAAGUGUAGAGGCCAGGUAACUUAAAAGUAAUUACCGUCACGUCAGGAGCCCAUAAGUCCGAGCGAGCAACUCCCAUACUAGGCCUAUGUGACAGAGUUUUCACGGACCGGUUUUUUUUAGAUACAUUCCAGAGCACUUUUUCCCGCGAAAAUGAAGGCUCCGCUCCGUUCAUGAGCGCGUUAUAAAUAUAAGAUGCGACAAUGGAAAACUAAACGUCACUAAAAGGUCAAAAAUGUCAUUUUCAGGGGUUUUGGUGUUGCUGACUGGUUUGUGGGAAGAUAUUCGAAAUUCGCGCGAAAACCGUUCUAAAAAUAAACUGGUCAGUGAAAACGCCGUGACGCGAGUAUAUAGAAGGUGCUCUCCCGGGUUAUGAGCUCCGGUUACUUCUGUCCUUAUAGAUUUCAUGCAUGUGAAGUAAGGAGAUUCAAGACCGUGUUUUAUAAGCAUGUGUUAAAGAAGAAAAUGUAGACGGAUAAGGUCGGCGUAGAUUAUAGUGGUUUAAAGCUGCGUACCGCCAUUUUGCGCAGACAGGUCUCAUGAAAGGUCAACCUAAAGAAACUGAACUAUGCGUAGAAGUUAAUAAUUAUCAUAUACCUCGCCCUCAAAGGCGAGAAGCAAUCUUACGACAUUAUUGUCGUUGUCUUUGAACAUAUUUUCCAUAUUAUGUUUCUUUAAAACUACAUAGAGCUUUUAACUGUCCAUGUUUUAAAUGGAGCUUGUUUGUUCGACAGAGAAGGGGGAAUGGACGUGAGUUUGUUCAAACGUCUCUCUGAGCGGCAUCCCCAUGCGGUUGUCAGCUUGGAGCAUCAGUACCGAAUGAACCAGGACAUCAUGGAGCUGUCCAAUACUCUGAUAUAUGAGAAAAGGCUCAAGUGUGGCACAGAACGUGUGGCACGUGCUGUGUUAGAACUACCUGAGUGGGAUGAACUGCUCAGUUAUAUCAAGGAAAACACCACGGGUAAGACACGUUUAUGUUUUGAAUGACCUGGAAAUAUAGUAAAUACCUUCUAUAACGGAUACUAUAUGUUCUUCCCCCCCCCCCCCCCCCUCCUCCCUUCAUUUACAGCCGAUGACACUCAAUCCUGUAACUGAAGGCUUUCAAAGAAGGACCCUUCUCUGAAGCAGAAACCUAAAGUAGGCCCUUUGCAGCUUUAGAGUCACAUGGUAUAAAAACACCUGAAGAGCAAGCGGUGCAAAGCAGGGACCUUUAAAAAAAGAAUUUAGCUUUUUUUUCUUGUCCCACCACGUUUCAUACCAAUAAGCAAUAGGUUAUUCAGAGUACAAAGAAAGUCAGUUUGACAGGUUGCCCAAAUGAUAAGCUGCAGCUAGCAUGCACCAGCCCAACAGUCAUUCCAACGAGCCCGAAAAAAAAAUUGAUGAGCAUUGCAGUUCUUUUGUAAUUUGUAUUGCCCACAAAACUUCAUUUGCUCGUCUGGCAAGUUAAAAACAGAAUUCACCAGCCCGAUAGCAGAAUCUACUAGCCCCGGGCUAUCGGGCACCAGUUACGCUGUUAUUGUACCAUUCGACAGUCUAGCUACUAAUGGCCCUUUUUUUUUUUCAACUAACUUCAUUCGCUUCUUUUCCGCGCGGCUCUCUAAACGACGGGUGGCAAAAAUUGUACCUCGCUGACCUUUUUCACAGUAACUGAGCCCUAUGGAAAACAGGCACGCACCUUUAUCUGUUAAUCGCAAGGCUUUAGAAUCGAAAGAGAGUUCACCUGUGACCUUCUUUAUCUCCAGAUACCUGGCUUCUUGAUGCUCUUACACCAAGUUGCCCUGUAGUGUUCCUAGACACCGACCAAGUUCCCGCACCGGAAUCACGCUCCGAGCACCUUGUAUCCAACGAGACAGAGGCCUUGUUAGUACAUCAACUGGCCUGUGGACUAUUAAAAGGUGGCCUACAGCCUGCAACAUUGGGAAUCAUCUCUCCUUACAGGCACCAGCUGAAGCUUAUCUCGCAAGUGGUUUACAGGGACGCGAAACAGCAGGAAAUUGAAAUCAACACCGUUGAUAAAUACCAGGGUCGCGACAAGUCCUGCAUUAUCGUGUCCUUGGUGCGUAGUAACGAGCAUUGUAAUGUCGGAGAUCUCUUGAGAGACUGGCGCCGAGUCAACGUUGCUGUAACUCGUGCCAAGAGGAAGCUCAUUCUGAUUGGGUCGCUGAGUACACUUAAGGGAAGUUUGUUAUUGCAGGAGCUUUUUGACCUUUUGGAGAGAAAGGACUGGGUACUGGCUCUACCUCGUGGUGCACACAAUCUGAUGGAGUUCAUGGGAACUUCGUCCCAGGCUACUCCGGUCAAGAGCUUAGGAACCCCGGGGAUUCGCUUCUAA
Messenger RNA from Porites lobata, 14433 nucleotides. The record is from the annotation of a GenBank genome assembly. Lineage: Eukaryota; Metazoa; Cnidaria; Anthozoa; Scleractinia; Poritidae.